UAAUUUUUAUUUAAAGAAAAAGAAAUAACGAGAGAAGAAAAAAAAAAGAAAAAAAAAAAGAGAACAACCAAGCAGCGGGUGGUGCGAAGUCAAUCUCGUAGAACCUCACCUGUCGAUUACACACCAAAAACUUCCCACCAUCUUCACCCUCUCCCUCCGCGUAAUCUUCAUCUCCAAUUCUCCCUUUCAAUUCGAUUUCAACCGCUUCCGUCGAUCGAUUCAGAUCCUGAUCCGCCGUCCUUCUCAGCUAAUGGAGGCAGCUACUGGCGGCGGAACCACCGGCGGCGCUGGUCCGGCGCCGUUUCUCAUCAAGACCUACGAUAUGGUUGACGACUCAACCACCGAUGAGAUCGUGUCGUGGACCUCUUCGAAGAAGAGCUUUGUGGUCUGGAAUCCCCCUGAAUUCGCCCGCCUUCUUCUUCCCACGUUUUUCAAGCACAGCAACUUCUCCAGCUUCAUUCGGCAGCUUAAUACCUAUGGGUUUCGAAAGAUUGAUUCUGAGAAGUGGGAAUUUGCAAAUGAAGAUUUCAUAAAGGAUCAAAAGCAUCUGCUGAAAAACAUCCACCGUCGAAAACCAAUUCACAGUCACAGUAAUCCUCAAGGAUCUCAUGUAGAUCCAGAAAGAGCUGCUUUUGAAGAUGAAAUAGAGAGGCUAUCACGUGAAAAAACUACACUUGAAGCCAAUAUAUCAAGAUUCAAACAGCAAAAAUCGACUGCUAAACUUCAGUUGCAAGAUCUAACAGUGAAGGUGGAAAGCAUGGAAAAAAGACAGAAGAAUUUAUUGGCAUUUUUAGAAAAGGCUGUCCAGAACCCUUCUUUUGUUGAACAUCUUGCUCGAAGGGUCGAGUCUAUGGACUUUACAGCAUUUAAAAAGAAGAGACGACUGCCUUCGGCUGAUCUUUCACCGCUGGUCAUAGAAAAUAGUUUUUUAGAUAACCAUAGUAGUUCCAGAUCUGAGUCUGGUAAUAUUUUUCAUCAAGAUUUUUCACAUAAGCUGAGGUUAGAAACUUCAUGUGCAUCAGAUAUCAACUUAAUUUCACGUAGCACUCAGAGUUCAAAUGAAGAAGGGGGAAGUUCACAAAGACAUAUGUCAAAGCUUGAUACUAGAGCUGUCCAAGAAAAUCUUCAUUUUGUAGCUGAAACAUUAGAUCUCUCAGACACUGGAACAUCGUUUAUAUUGAAGAGGGAUUCAUCGUUGUCAGGGAAAUCGCCUAAUGACGAGAGUCCACAUCUACACUCAUUGCAACCAAGUGUUAGUUCCAAAGAAGAUGGAGAAAGUCACAUCUCAUGUCAAUUGAAUCUCACUCUAGCAUCGUCGUCCCUGCGAAUCAGUGACACUGCUUGUUCGGUUCGAAUGCCACAACUGGGUCAAAAUGCUCGAAAAUCCCCAGAUUCAAAAGUAAAUUCAAAUGGAAAAGAAUCAGAUGCGAGACUGUUCACUAAGAACAUAAAUCUUGACGAGAGGACUACUCUGAUUUGUCCUCAAGAGACCUCGAAUAAAAAUAAUGGACCUCCAGCCAAUGACGGUUUCUGGGAACAGUUCCUUACCGAAAGACCAGGUUGUCCCGAAAGUGAAGAGGCAAGUUCUAAUUACAGGGCAAAUUUAUACAAGGAGCCACAUGAUGGAAGAUCGGGCCUAUCUCUUUGACAAUAGAGGUAAUUUCAAAGCUUUUCUAACAGUUCAUAUAGGGUUUUCUGUUUCUAUGAUACAAUAAGUAGAGCCUGACUAGGAUUUGCAGUUACUUCCUAUAAUUGUUCUAUGAUUCUUCGGAGUCACUCAUACCCUGUUGCGAUGAGUUCUUCUUGGUACGUUGUAACCGUGUAUAAUGUUGUUCAUUCUUGGAUAAUUAGGUAGGUAAAUCUAUAACUUAUUAAAUACCUUAGCUUAGAGAUGACUUCACCACAACUUACCUUGAGUACUUCAUCUGUAUAUUGAUGGAAAUUUUGCUAAUAAACACACACAUAUGUGUCUAUGCUGAAUUGCUUUGCCAUUUUUCCAUUGGAGAGUGCAUUGUCUAUUCUAUUGAAUAAAUUGUCAUGGAGCCUAUGAAUCCACUUUAUUGGUCUGUCAUUGUUCGUUUCGUUUAGAUAUUUUUGCCGAGUGUUUGGGCUAGCUUGCACCCAUCACUUAAUCUAAUUAGUUAUCAAAUAAACUUAUUAAAUCUAAUUAGGUGUCAUUUCCUCUUUCUCUGUUUGCAUUCACUUUUAUUGACCACUUUGAAUAAAACAUACUACGACUUAGUUUUUAUUAUCAUUAUAUUUUUUAGAAACUACGACUAGGUUCUACACUUGAAAGUUGGAUAAGUAAUAUGUUUUUUAGUUGCUAGAAUGGGAGUCCUCAUGCUCAUUAAUUCGAUAAAUUAAGGCUACGUUUACACUGGUUGAAAAGUAAUCCAUCAAUCGUAAUAUAAAAAGUGGGUCCCGGUUGAUUACUUUUGUUGUUGUUUACCUGCUUUCCGUAAUUGUAAUGAGAUGUGGGUUCCGUCUUGAAAUUUGUAAUAAGAUCUUGUAAUUUGAUUGAAGAA
Benincasa hispida (wax gourd) is the source of this 2525-nucleotide messenger RNA. RefSeq names its product winged-helix DNA-binding transcription factor family protein (gene AT-HSFA5). Gene Ontology annotation, molecular function: DNA-binding transcription factor activity; RNA polymerase II cis-regulatory region sequence-specific DNA binding. Gene Ontology annotation, biological process: cellular response to heat; regulation of transcription by RNA polymerase II. The record is from RefSeq and is a predicted model, not a curated record. Gene Ontology annotation, cellular component: nucleus. Lineage: Eukaryota; Viridiplantae; Streptophyta; Magnoliopsida; Cucurbitales; Cucurbitaceae.